AGCUAGCCUCGAGGAGUCCGAGGGAGUCCGACGGUGUGAGCCUUGCGCAGAGUGCGUGCGCAAAUCGUGCGCAACAGGCUGCGUUCCCCCUCCACGAUGCUCCUGCCAGCCCUUGUCCCCCUCGUGCUCGCUGUCUCCCUGAAUCUUGCGGUAGGAGCUGCGGAUCCCAGCAGUGGCAAGGAUAGCGCCUCCAAGUUCCGCCGGCUCGAGAGCCUGACAAAGCAGUGCAAGUUUACGCUCGGCGGGCAACAAUUCGACCUGUGCCCCGUCCUGGAGGGGAACGAAGGAGGGUGGACAACCGAGAUCGAGCGCAAGACGCCGCCGACGGUCACGAAGACGUCAUACCAGAUCGCGUUGCAGGGGCCCCUGGCGAAGGACAAGAAUGCGACCAAGUACGAUCAGUGCCCUCCCGGGACCUGGAUAUGUCAGAUCGUAACAAAUCGCCGCCCGCUCUUCCCCGACGAGGAGCCGCGCGUUCUGCAAACGGUCCCGGUCGCAGGUGCGAUGAACCUUCCGAACGUAACUAGGUAUCACCCCGGUGUGAACAUCACCGCACAACUUGCGCCCGGCCGCCAGGAAGACGCGAAGCACGACGUCCUGCACGUUCGCCUGCACGGCGGUUACUACGUGUAUGGCCCACAGAAGGCCGAUCUUCAGUUCAUUUGCGACCACGGCGUCGACGAGCCGACCAAGCCGUCCUACGCAUGGUCGUGGAACGGGACGCACACGUUCAACUGGCGCACGAAGCACGCGUGCGGCAAGCAGCUGUCCCCACCGGCGCGGACAGGUACCGUAACAGCAUCGCCCGGCCCCAAACCAACGUCCGGCGCGCCCACAGACUCAGAGCCCGCCGAAGACGCGCCCCCAGACGACAACGAGGGCGUCCCGGACAAGUCCGAGCAGGACCUCGCAGACAAGCACCCGCUCCUGGGGCGCGCGUCGCGCCAGACGCUCGUUCUGCUCCUUUCGUCGUUCACCGCGGUGCUCGCGCUCGUGUACGUCGCGUGGUUCCCACCUGCGCGCGUGCGCCAGGCCGUGUCGCGCUUCAUGAAGGCGCACCCGCGCCUCGCGCGUUUCCGCGUGGGAGAGCGCGUGCUCAUGCGCUGGGCGUACGAGGACCUCGAGAUGGAGGACGGGUAUGGGUAUGGGGAGGGCGAGGAGGACGUGAUGGUCAACUAUGCGCCCGAGGUCGAGGAGGGCAUCCCGCUCAAGCCGUCGCCGCGGCUCGGCGGGUUCGCAGGAUAUGGGGCCGCGUAGCGCAAGGUGCAGCGCCCUCUGCUGCCGCCGUGGGUUUGAGAUCGAUGUGUGUAACGUGUAGAUGUGUACGUUUCGCGUGCUGCGAUGUAUCCCGCUGUAGAAUCUGUGUUGUAGAGUACGUUCGCCUUUUCUGUUGUAUAGUUGUUGUAUAGCUGCAAAGCAAAACAUGUACCAAGCUAUGCAUCUGUUUGCCAUCCG
Messenger RNA from Trametes versicolor FP-101664 SS1, 1455 nucleotides. RefSeq lists its product as uncharacterized. Lineage: Eukaryota; Fungi; Basidiomycota; Agaricomycetes; Polyporales; Polyporaceae. The transcript has 5 exons. The record is from RefSeq and is a predicted model, not a curated record. Bases 97 to 1257 code for a protein of 386 amino acids.